AUGAAAUCUCCUGUGACAAUCCUCAUGCUGGCCCUCGCCAGCGGCAUCAUUGCCGCGCCAGCCGUAGGGCCACUCUCACUUGGAGCUGUAGUAGAUAUACCAGCUGUCAAUACACAUCCACCACGCGGGACUGAGCCAGGCGCCGCCCCAACACUGGUUAAUAGUGCCACGACAGGCCUUACGACACACGGUCCCUACUCAGGCACGCCUACUACAACUGGGGCCGAGCAAGCUACCGCUACCCUGGAGGCUACCAUCGCAGCACAGCCGAAUCCCAUGGCGACAUACUACAAUACGAAUGGCAAGCUAACUCAACCCCAGCCGAUGCCUUACAUGCCCGCUGGUGGUGUCGGCACGAACGGUACUUUGCCGGUCUACAUGGUGCAAAGUGACUAUGACUACGAAUCAGUUGCCCUCGGCGUUCAUCAGGAAUAUAUCGAGCUCGAUCUCUUUCACUACGGUCUUGAGCUCUUCAGUGAGCAAGACUUUCUUGAAGCCGGGCUCACGGCCGAGGACCGCAAUUUGAUCGAGUACAUGGCCGUCCAGGAGGCGGGACAUGCUACCCUUUUGAGCAAUAUGUUGGGCGAAACAGCGCCCAAACAGUGCACAUACGACUACCCUUUCAAAACCGUCCGCGAGUUCUUGGAUUUCAACGCGAAGCUUACUCGCUGGGGGGAGUCCGGGAAUUGGGGGUUCCUAAGCCAUCUCGAUUCGAAGGAGGUGGCGACUUUGAUCGUCCAAGCAGAAGCAAUUGAAGCUCGCCAGCAGGCCAUUUUCCGUCAGCUGCUAGGCCUUCACCCCAUGCCCAUUUGGUUUGCUCCAGGUAUUCCGCAGUCGUGGCAUUGGACCCUCUUAUCGCAGUAUAUCAGCUCGUGUCCGGAAAACAAUACUCGGGUUGUGUGGCAGAACUUCCCCAACCUGCACGUCGUCAACCAGCCCAACGUCAACCGAUUUAUUGCAAACACCACGAACAACUGGGAAACUGUCGGCAACCGCACUGGCGACCCCAGCGACUCAAACAUCGCUGAAAACCAGUCGUGUGUACACCAAAACACAACUGGCUACAACUGCGGCCCUGCCAUCUCGCGUGACCGCAAUGAUCCAGUCAGCUUCCCCGGUAGGCAGGUAAACCUGACCUGGGAUGAUCCCGGUCGCGCAGUGGGGCCUAACAACAGCUACGUCACUUCUACGACUGCAAGACAGCCGGCCUUCGUUGCGUGGCUGUCGCAGCUCAAUCUCACCUAUACUCCGUUGACGGUGACUGGAUCCAACUCCGGAUUUACUUAUCAGCCAGCAAACGAGGUCUUUGAGACUGACCCCGCUCUCAAUGGUACGAUUUUCAUUGCGCUUACCGACGAGGCUAUUGACGCUACUCCGUUCAAUUUGACGAUGAUCAAUCCUCAUGUGCGCGCUCUGGGACUGUACCAGUCAGGCUAG
Molecule: messenger RNA, 1437 nt
Organism: Penicillium chermesinum
Lineage: Eukaryota; Fungi; Ascomycota; Eurotiomycetes; Eurotiales; Aspergillaceae
Product: putative stress response protein (Rds1)
Exons: 3
Coding region: 1-1437 (478 amino acids)
Source: RefSeq, a predicted model, not a curated record